AUGGUUCUCAAAGCCAAUGGUGCGAAAUAUAGGUACAAUAAGGAACUGUACAGUGCUCUAAUGAGAGAAGAGGGGGACGAGGUGAUACGACUUUGCCAACAAAAUCCAGAUGGUCCAUUGUACAUACUAACCUUACACCAAGACACCGUCCUUCAUAUGGCCAUCCACUCCAGACAAACAAAUUUGGUGCUCAGUUUACUCAAAGACUUGCCCGAACAUCAAUUUCCCAAACUGAUGCAUACCAAUGACUUGGGAAACACCGUACUCCACGAGGCAGCCACUGCGGACAGCAUAGUCCCGGCGGCCAAGGAAAUACUGAUCAAAGCACCAAAAUUGCUAAGUAAGUGCAACCGGCGAGGAGAGAUGCCUCUAUUUCGUGCUGCCCGUUAUGGGAAAAAAAGAAUGUUUGAGUUUCUUGAUGAUGAAAUCAACAAAACCAUUCAAAAUGAAGCAGAUCUUAAGGUCUUUCAUUAUAGGAAGGAUACCGCCACUAUACUUCAUUUGGCUGUCCAAACCGAGCACUUUGAUAUAGCCCUCUUGAUUGCAAGAAAGUAUGAAUACUUGCUUAAUGAAAAAGACGAUGAUGGAAUGACUGCUCUUCAACUUCUUGCAAUCAAUCCAUCGGCAUUCGACAAAGGGAGAACACAAGGAUCUCUCCAGCAAUUCUUUUACUCUUGUAUCUCAAGUCUAACAACUACUACGACAAAUGGAGGUAAAGGGCUAUUGAAUAAGUCUAGCAUCCUGUUUUACUAA
Ilex paraguariensis (yerba mate) is the source of this 753-nucleotide messenger RNA. The record is from the annotation of a GenBank genome assembly. Lineage: Eukaryota; Viridiplantae; Streptophyta; Magnoliopsida; Aquifoliales; Aquifoliaceae.